UAUAAAACAUGAACAUUUUUAAUUUUACUGAGACACCACACUUGCACGGCUAGGCCGCUAGGGAGAUGAUUAGAUAAAACAUUCUCUCCUUCUCUCGGAAUCUGUCUUUCUUCGUUUCCUGGCUUCAUUAUCAAAUGAAUUCAACCAAUUUAACAAAUUCAUAGUUAUGCCUAGAAUCUGGCAUAGACUACUCUCUCCAUUGUUGAGAUAAAAUCAUUCAACCGAUUGAAGCUCGCAAUUGAAUGGAUGAAGUUUACACGAUGGAUAUUAAUAAUCCUUUCCCAAAUUUCAUUGCAAUAAUCUUUCCUUUUAGAAUCCAAUCGUAGUUAUCCAUAUAUAGAUAUAUGAAUACAGAUAACAGCAGAUCUCAAUCAAGAUAGUGCUCGACUAGUAUGGCAGACCAAGCAAGAAGAAGCGCCGCGAAGGAGGCGGUGUGCGUCACCGGAGCUAACGGUUUCAUCGGGUCAUGGGUGGUGAAAACCCUUCUGGAACACGGCUACACCACCAUCCACCUCUCCAUAUUCCCCGGCUCCGAUCCUUCUCACCUCUUCGCCCUCCCGGGCGCUGCCGCCGCCGGCCUCUUCGUGCACGAGGCCGACCUCCUCGAUUCCGCCGCCGUCGAGAGGGCCGUGGAGGGGUGCGCCGGGGGCGGGGUGUUCCACGUGGCGUCGCCGUGCACGCUGGAGGACCCUGCGGACCCGCAGGGGGAGCUGGUGGACCCUGCCGUGAAGGGCACCCUGAACGUGCUGGCCGCCGCGAAGAAGUUUGGGGCGCGGCGCGUGGUCCUCACCUCCUCCAUUUCGGCCAUGGUGCCUAACCCGGGAUGGGCCGCCGCCACGGUCGUUGAUGAGUCUUGCUGGACCGAUCUUGACUAUUGCAUCCAACAUCAGAAAUGGUAUCCAGUAUCAAAAUCUUUGGCAGAGAAAGCUGCAUGGGAUUUUGCAAAGGAAAAUGGCGUGGAUAUUGUAGCAAUAAAUCCGGCUACAUGUCUUGGCCAACUUCUGCAACCUGGAUUGAAUGCUAGCUGUGCAGUCUUGUUGCAGCUGCUGCAGGGGUCAGAAGAUACACAGGAGUAUCACUGGUUGGGGGCGGUGCAUGUCAAAGAUGUAGCCAAGGCACAACUGAUGCUGUUUGAAACCCCUAGGGCUUCAGGUAGAUACCUUUGCACCAACGGCAUCUAUCAAUUUGGUGAUUUUGCAGAGAAAGUUGCAACCCUCUUUCCUGAAUUUCCAGUUCACAGUGUUAGAGAAACAUGUGCUGGUUGAUAUAGAAACUGCUGCAUCAGAUUUAUGACUUUCCGAAAUUAAUCUGAGGUGCAAGCUGAUGGCCUGGGAUUUGAUAAAAACAGCUAACCCUUUUCUUACUUUUUAUAAGUGAAUACAAACUACAUAUUUUAAUUGGAGGUUACCAUCAUGUCAUUAGAAAACUAAGGCUGCUUUGACAGAUGUACAUGUCUGAGAAGAUUGUUCUCUACGACAGAUGGUUCUGUAGAAAAUUGUUAAUAGGAACACAAAUUUGUUGAAAGAAAAGUGAUUAGAAAUAGUGCUCUAAUGCUAUUUCAGAA
Molecule: messenger RNA, 1564 nt
Organism: Salvia miltiorrhiza (redroot sage)
Lineage: Eukaryota; Viridiplantae; Streptophyta; Magnoliopsida; Lamiales; Lamiaceae
Product: cinnamoyl-CoA reductase 1
Exons: 3
Coding region: 393-1265 (290 amino acids)
Molecular function (GO): oxidoreductase activity, acting on the CH-OH group of donors, NAD or NADP as acceptor
Source: RefSeq, a predicted model, not a curated record